AUGGACAAGAUGUUUUUGAACAGUGAUCUCAUAACAGAAAUCUUAGGCCGUGUGGAUGGCAUAACACUUGCAAAUGCAGGAUGUGCAUCUUCACACUUUAGAUCUAUUGCAAGGCAGGAGAAUAUAUGGGAAGAGGCAUGCUACUCUAUGUGGCCUUCCACAAAGAACCCUUAUAUUAAACAACUCAUCUCUUCUUCAUUGGGUGGCUUCAGAAAUUUCUAUGCAAGCUGCUUUCCCUUCAUUGCUUAUGAUGAGACUUCUGAGUCAAAUCCAAGGUGCAAUUGGUUGAAGACUCUGGGUGAUGCUAAUCCCUCUGAUUUUGUCUUUCUUGUGGAUGUGCAAUACAAGAAUAAGCUCAUAUAUUCUCAAGUUUUGUGGGGUAUCCCUGCUACAGAGGAUUUUGAGGGGUGGUUCAGUAACUGCCCUUUCAGGAUUGAUCUCAUUGAGUUUGAUGAGGAUCACACCAGUUUAGAUGAGUUGACAACAAUUGUGCCUGACAAGCCUAGGAAAGGCAGUGAGUUUUGGAUGCACUUGAUGGAGAAUAUUAAGUUAAGCUGGAUUUUGAUAAACAAGAUAACAGGGAAAGCUGCUAAUCUUUCAAGCUGGAGUCCCUUGGUUGGACAAAGGCAUUGGCCCUCUGAUAAGGACUCUGUAAUAUGCUUUGGCUCCAUAAUACCUGCUUACAGCAUCUUGCCUUGCAAAGCUGUGCAGUGUAAGUUUGUGAUGAAGUUCAGAGCAUCACAAAGUGAUCAUACCAACUUGAAGAUCACAGAACUGAGCAUGCAGAUGGAAGAUAUUAUGGGAGAUCAUGUUAAUGGGAGAAACAGCCUGCUUAUUCUAGAAAGAGCUCUGUAUUGCAGGAGGAGUAAGAGGCAGAAGAAGGUUUUGGAAUCCUGUGAAAAAUACUUGAGAGAACGGAGCACGUUGAAGGAAGCAAAGAUGAGGAAGGAAUGCCAUCUGGACAUUCUUUUUACUCUAACCGGUAUUGUUGCAUAUGCUUCAGUUUGUUACUUCAUUUUCUGA
This is a messenger RNA of Cryptomeria japonica (Japanese cedar), 1023 nucleotides long. RefSeq names its product probable F-box protein At2g36090. The record is from RefSeq and is a predicted model, not a curated record. Gene Ontology annotation, molecular function: protein binding. Lineage: Eukaryota; Viridiplantae; Streptophyta; Pinopsida; Cupressales; Cupressaceae. Bases 1 to 1023 code for a protein of 340 amino acids. The transcript has a single exon.